CGCUGCCUUUACAUCAGCACGUCCGCCAGUGUUUUUGAAAAAGCGGCGGUUACAGCUCCGCUGGAUCUUGAUGGAACUAUAGUAGCUGCUUCUUUAUCGCUUCUCUCCAGCACAGAAACAAAACACAAGGUCCUGGUGCUUUAAUGUAAGUUGUAACAGCCUUUACUGCACCAGGAUCAUGCAGCCGCAGCAGCAUUUAAAGGAGCGUGGAUAUGGGCUUCUCGGCAAACUGUCCCAUGGAGCGAAAAAGCUGGAGGGAAGGACCUUCUAUCUGGACAAUGUGAAGAAACAGCCCACAGCCCUGCUUUUGGAAGCCAUAUCUCUUCUAGGAGGGAGGGUUGAGAGCUUCCUGCACAAGGAUGUAAACUUUGUUGUGACUGGAAACAAAGAGGGCCUGAAGGAGAAGGAUGUUGAUAACAAAGGUGUGGCAAAGGGACCAAAUGAAGCAACCCAACAUUUGAUUAAGCAGCGGGAGAGUGGCCUCGGCAAUGACAAGCGGCGUCCUAGACCGAUGGCUUGUGGCAGUCGAGGGAAGGCUCUACUUGAAAAAGCCAUUCGCAACAAUGAACGACUGCAGGGGAGCAGUGUUUUGUCCAGUGCUCAAUCAUGGGGAGUCAAGAUUUUGCAUGUGGAUGAUGUCCUUCGUUAUCUGAAGUAUUUGACUCGAGAGAGCUUCAGUUCUAAACACAAGAGGGCAGAGAAGACUGGCACUAAAUAUCAAGGUUCUCCUGUUGUCAAGGCUUUGGCUUUGAGAUCCCCAUAUCUUAAAAUUGAGGACUUGAGCAGGAAAUACAAGCCUUUGCACAUGCAGUCUAUGACCUUCCCUGAUCUGUACUACUCUGGUCGAUUCAGCCCCUUUGAAUCUCCUCCUCCGCAGUUUGAAAUGGAGACAGAGCUGGAGGGGAAAAAAACAAGGGCCAAGACAGUCAAAAGUAGUAUUCAGGAGAAAUCCCAAAGUAAAUCCCCACUCAGUUGUAACCCGUCACGUUGGCGACCACGCAAAAAGGACGCUUCUUACUGUGAAUGCUGCCAUCAGUCAUUCACUAAUCUGGAAGAGCACUUGCAGUCUGACCAGCACCGCACGUUUGUGCUGGAUCCUUCCAACUACAGCUUGGUGGAUCAGCUUAUGGUUGAAAUGCUUCCAGAAUUUGACCCCAGUGCACCCCAGCAAUCAGAAGAAACACUGAGCAGACCACCAACUCCUUUGCCUAUCCAUGAUGUCUGUGAACUGGAGCCUCUUUCUGAUGCUGAGAUGGAGCAUGCUGUUCAGGCCCUUCGGAGACAAAGUUCAUCAUUAAAUAUUCACAUUUCCAGCCCUACUAGAGGUCCUCUUUCCUGUCCAGGCCCAGCCAGUCCAUCACCAGGAGUUCAGUUUACCAUCCCAAAUCCAGGCACUCAGCCUGCUGACACUCAGUCUUUCAGUCAUGAGACAGACUGCCAGCUGCCAGAUAUCCAUCCUCAGGCUUCUAGCCCAGCUAUACCUGUAUUAAAAGCUGAAGUAGAAGCCCAGGACUCAGUUAAUCAGCUGCCUGAAAUUCAACAUCUCUCUCCAUGUCCCCUUUCUGACCCAUUCUCUUUGCCUCCAGUCCUUAGUCCCCAAGUCCCCUAUUCCUACAUUAUAAAUCCUCAAAGUCCUUAUUCAGAUCCCCCUGUCCUCAGUCCACAGCCGUACACCACAGACGAGCCUGCGGAAGGACAAACUGAGGACGUGUUCAAACUUGUCUCAGCCCUCACAGAUGUUCUGUCCACCCCACAAAUUACUUCUGUGGCUGUGACCAAUGCAGAAGGCCCGAAAGGAUCAAAAGAAGAUGGUCUUGUUGGAUUUGCUGGACUCGCGUGUUCUAACAGAGAUUUGGAGUGCGCUACACUGUCUUCAGGUAGAUCUCGGUCCUUGCCUCGUCAGUCAGACAUCGCAGCAAACCCUAAAAAGCGCUGUCGAUCUGCCAGCCCGGAAUGUAGUCGGAGUAAGAGGACAAGGACAGCAAAGACUGGGAACAGUAUUAGCUGGACUGGAGAAAAUACAACACCAGCAAAAUCACAGAGUGACAGUAUGGCAAAGACUGAACGCUCUCUAUUUUCGGACAAGGCCCCUUAUGAGAUAAUUCAGUCCUGUCUCAAGCCAAAUGUCUCUUCAACGUUUAGUACAUGCACUUUGGAUAUAUUUGGUUUCAAACAGGCUUAUAGAACGUUUUGUUUUCCUGUUGCACAGAAUUUCACUCGGGCCUCAGCCAAAAUUGACUCAAUCCCCAAUCAACCACUCGAAUUCCCCGCUGAUAAAUUUCACAGUACGUUUUCCAGUCAAGAAUCUCAGCGUUCAUUAUCUCACUCUACCUCAAUCUGCAUCGAGCCAGGCCUCAUCCCAGACCUAGCUAAGCUCUCUCCAUCAUCAUCGGAGUCAGACUGGGACUGUGACCUGCUGUCACAGGUGGGCCCGACCUCAGCUACACCUCUGACAUCCACUGAGCAGAACUGUGAGCUCGACAAAGAAUUGCUCCACAGGCCAUGUCCCUGGAUGCACGACACCAGCUACGAGUCACAUCUGCAUACUGUCCUUCAGCCAGCACCCCCACCCGCGUCACUGUGUGGGGAAGAAAGGGAUGCUUUUAGCAGAACUGUGGUACAGAUUGUAGAGGUUCAGCACUGACAGCUAUUUAAUUUUUGUGAAUACUGGAAUAAUGGGCUGCACAAAAACCCAGUGUACACUGAAUAAAUAUUUAAAUUUGGUGCUUAUUAAAAUAUCUUGUAUAGCAGAUUUUUAGAAACGCAGAUCUAAUUUGAUCUUUGUAUUAAAUGCUGCUUAAUGGUUGCUGCAUCUUCCCAAGAAUUUGAAGUGUGUUUAUGAUCAUUUUCAUCUUGACCCCUAACCCUCGUUGUGCGCAAACCUCUUAGCCAUAUUCUGUGUUGUGCUGACUGCAGUUGUUCAGGAGCUCAUGGUGGUACUGAGAAUUUAAUGAGGCCUUUCUGAAAGGGGCAUUACUCAAUUACUGUAAGUGCUCUGCCUGGAUCAGGUCCCACAUAUGGCAGUGUUGAUGGUCAAACAGAUGAGGCAUUCAUAGGGUGGAGGACGGACGAACUGUGAGCCAAACCUGACUGUCAAAAAGCUGUUCCUACAUUUUGAAGGUGGGCCAGCGGACUGGCUUUGUCAAGGUGACACAAGUUAGGUUUAUUAAAUAUACAGUAUUUGGUGACCUGAGGUCAUCUACCAAUUUAAAAUGGUCCAUAAAGUCCAGAAGUCACACCUCCUACUAAUCAUGUCUCAUGGAUGUUGAAAACAGGGUCACAACAAAUGAAGGGAAAUGCCACAUGAUUUUAGUAUAUGGAGUCUAUCAGUUUUCUUUGGAAAAUGUGAUUUGAAA
Messenger RNA from Archocentrus centrarchus (flier cichlid), 3356 nucleotides. It is a transcript of the gene dbf4b, whose product is annotated as DBF4B-CDC7 kinase regulatory subunit. The transcript is spliced from 12 exons. Gene Ontology annotation, biological process: regulation of cell cycle phase transition; positive regulation of nuclear cell cycle DNA replication. Gene Ontology annotation, molecular function: zinc ion binding; protein serine/threonine kinase activator activity; nucleic acid binding. The record is from RefSeq and is a predicted model, not a curated record. NCBI's taxonomy places the organism in Eukaryota, Metazoa, Chordata, Actinopteri, Cichliformes, Cichlidae. Bases 179 to 2644 code for a protein of 821 amino acids. Gene Ontology annotation, cellular component: Dbf4-dependent protein kinase complex.